GGAUUGGCGCUGCCAAUGAGGCCCUGGUGUGGGCCGAGCGAGGCGGGGGAACGGGCCGGAGCGCUGCUUCUGCAGCGGCAGCUGGGGGAGCGGAGCUCCGGAGCCUGAGGAGAGGCAGCCGCCCAGCGAGCUGGCCGCGUCCGAGGCCCGGCUCUGAGGUGGGAGCCGCGCCGAAAGCUGGAAACUUUCCCGGCAGGAGCUGAUUGUGAGCACAAACAUACAUCUCUCAAGAAAAAGGACAGAAAAUUUCAACUGAAGAACUACUCUACCCCGUUUUCUUGGUGAAUGAGAAGUUAACAGAAGUAGAGACAGAGGAGUGUUGAAAAUGUUGAAGGCUGUGCUAAAGAAGAGCCGAGAGGGAGGGAAAGUCAACAAGAAGGAAGCAGGUGACUUCAGUUCAGAGACUCCUGUCUUGUCCUCCAGUCACAGUGGUGACUUUCCUGUGAGCAGUCUUACUACAGCAGAGGACACCUAUCGUGCGAGCUUGGCCAAAGGUGUUUCCAUGUCUCUUCCUUCAUCACCUUUGCUGCCUCGACAGUCUCACCUGGCCCAGUCAAGAGCAAGCAAAAAAUCACCAGGUCCUGUCAGGAAGCCCAAGUAUGUGGAAAGUCCCCGGGUGCCUGGAGAUGCAGUUAUGAUUCCGUUCAGAGAAGUGUCCAAACCCUCAGAGCCCAGUGAGAAUGAAGCAAAGGCUGAUAAUGAACCGAGCUGUUCACCGGCAGCUCAAGAACUGUUGACACGGCUGGGAUUUUUACUGGGAGAAGGGAUCCCAAGUGCCACACACAUAACCAUUGAAGACAAAAAUGAAACCAUGUGCACAGCUCUGAGCCAAGGCAUCAGUCCUUGCUCCACACUAACAAGCAGCACCGCCUCUCCUAGCACCGAUAGCCCCUGCUCAACCUUGAAUAGCUGUGUCAGCAAGACGGCAGCCAACAAAAGUCCCUGUGAGACCAUUAGCAGCCCUAGUUCCACCCUGGAAAGCAAGGACAGUGGAAUUAUAGCCACAAUUACAAGUUCAUCGGAAAAUGAUGACCGGAGUGGCUCCAGUUUGGAAUGGAAUAAAGAUGGAAGCCUAAGGAUAGGGGUUCAGAAGGGAGUGCUUCAUGACCGCAGGGCAGAUAACUGCUCCCCAGUGGCAGAAGAGGAAACCACUGGGUCAGCAGAGAACGUGCUGCCCAAGGCAGAAUCCUCAGCUGGAGAUGGUCCUGUCCCUUAUUCUCAGAGCUCCAGCUCGCUAAUAAUGCCACGGCCCAACUCAGUUGCAGCAACAAGCUCUACCAAAUUGGAAGACCUGAGUUAUUUAGAUGGGCAGAGAAAUGCUCCUCUUCGGACAUCAAUUAGGUUGCCAUGGCACAAUACAGCUGGAGGUAGGGCACAGGAAGUGAAAGCACGAUUUGCUCCCUACAAGCCACAGGACAUUUUGUUGAAACCCCUGCUGUUUGAAGUACCGAGCAUCACAACCGACUCUGUGUUUGUGGGAAGGGAUUGGCUCUUUCACCAGAUAGAGGAAAAUUUGAGGAACACAGAACUGACAGAAAACAGAGGAGCAGUGGUUGUGGGAAAUGUGGGAUUUGGGAAGACAGCCAUCAUUUCCAAGUUGGUGGCACUGAGCUGCCACGGAAGCCGCAUGAGGCAGAUUGCAUCCAGCAGCCCCAGUUCAUCACCCAAGACUUCAGAUCCCACCCAGGACCUUCCUUUCACUCCAUUACUUUCCCCAAGUUCUUCCACAAGUGGUCUCAACGUGGCCAAAACACCUGCUGGGUCUGGUACUUCUGAAAAGCAGAGACCAAGAGAGGAUGCGGUGAAAUACCUCGCUUCUAAGGUGGUGGCCUACCACUACUGCCAAGCCGACAACACCUACACAUGCCUGGUGCCCGAGUUUGUACACAGCAUCGCGGCUUUGCUAUGCCGGUCACACCAGCUGGCUGCCUACAGAGACCUUCUAAUCAAAGAGCCCCAGCUGCAGAGCAUGCUGAGCCUCCGCUCCUGUGUACAGGACCCAGUGACUGCUUUCAAGAGAGGCAUUCUGGAGCCCCUCACAAGCCUGAGAAAUGAGCAGAAAAUUCCAGAAGAAGAAUACAUUAUUUUGAUAGAUGGCUUAAAUGAAGCUGAAUUUCAUAAACCUGAUUACGGAGAUACGCUGUCUUCAUUUAUUACCAAAAUUAUUUCUAAAUUCCCUGCCUGGUUGAAGUUGAUUGUGACUGUGAGAGCAAAUUUUCAGGAAAUCAUCAGUGCUCUGCCAUUCAUCAAGCUCUCUUUAGAUGAUUUUCCAGACAACAAGGACAUUCACAGUGACCUGCAUGCCUAUGUUCAGCACAGGAUCCACAGCAGCCAGGACAUCCUUAGCAACAUCUCCCUGAACGGCAAGGCCGAUGCCGCCCUCAUCAGCAAAGUUAGCAGUCACCUGGUGCUGCGGAGCCUGGGGUCCUACCUGUACCUCAAGCUCACCCUGGACCUCUUCCAACAGGGACACCUGGUCAUUAAAAGUGCCAGCUACAAGGUGGUGCCUGUAUCUCUGUCCGAGCUCUAUUUGCUGCAGUGCAACAUGAAGUUCAUGACCCAGUCUGCCUUCGACAGAGCCCUUCCCAUUUUAAACGUGGCCCUUGCUUCCCUCCACCCCAUGACAGAUGAGCAGAUUUUUCAGGCAAUUAAUUCUGGCCACAUUCAAGGUGAGCAGGGCUGGGAAGACUUUCAGCAAAGGAUGGAAGCCCUCUCCUGUUUCCUCAUCAAGAGGCGAGACAAAACUCGCAUGUUCUGCCACCCAUCCUUCAGAGAGUGGCUGGUGUGGAGAGCAGAUGGCGAAAGCACAGCCUUCCUGUGUGAGCCCAGGAAUGGACAUGCUCUGCUGGCAUUCACGUUCUCUCGACAGGAAGGCAAGCUGAACCGCCAGCAGACCAUGGAGCUGGGCCACCAUAUCCUGAAGGCACACAUUUUCAAGGGCCUCAGUAAGAAGACUGGAAUCUCCUCAAGCCAUCUUCAGGCCUUGUGGAUUGGUUACAGCACAGAAGGGCUGUCUGCUGCCCUGGCCUCUCUCAGGAAUCUCUAUACUCCCAAUGUGAAGGUGAGCCGUCUCCUGAUUUUGGGAGGGGCCAAUGUCAACUACAGGACGGAAGUGUUAAAUAAUGCCCCCAUCCUAUGCGUCCAGUCUCACCUUGGCCAUGAGGAAGUGGUCACUCUACUUCUGGAAUUUGGCGCCUGCCUGGAUGGGAUGUCAGAAAAUGGCAUGACUGCACUCUGCUACGCAGCAGCUGCUGGCCACAUGAAGUUAGUGUGUCUGCUGACCAAGAAGGGGGCAAGGGUAGACCACUUGGAUAAGAAGGGCCAGUGUGCACUCGUCCACAGCGCGCUGCGGGGCCACAGUGACAUUCUGCAGUACCUGCUGAGCUGUGAGUGGUCAGCAGGUCCUCCCCAGCCUGGCAUGCUGAGAAAGAGCCAAGCCCUGCAGCAGUCACUGACAGCAGCUGCCAGCAUGGGCCACAGCUUGGUAGUCCAGUGCUUGCUGGGAAUGGAAGAGGAACAUGAAAUCGAAGUCAAUGGCACCGACACAUUGUGGGGAGAAACAGCCCUGACUGCUGCUGCAGGGAGAGGAAAGCUGGAGGUCUGCGAGCUGCUGCUGGAACAUGGAGCUGCUGUGUCCCGGACCAACAGAAGAGGGGUGCCCCCUCUGUUUUGUGCAGCCCGCCAGGGGCAUUGGCAGAUUGUUAGACUGCUGUUGGAGCGUGGCUGUGAUGUGAACCUGAGUGACAAGCAGGGUCGGACGCCCCUCAUGGUGGCUGCCUGUGAAGGACACCUGAGCACUGUGGAAUUCCUCCUUUCAAAAGGUGCUGCCCUUUCUUCUCUGGACAAAGAGGGUCUCUCAGCAUUGAGUUGGGCUUGUCUGAAGGGUCACAGGGCAGUGGUCCAGUAUCUGGUUGAAGAAGGAGCUGAGAUAGACCAGACAGACAAAAAUGGCCGUACUCCCUUGGACCUGGCUGCCUUCUAUGGCGAUGCAGAGACUGUGCUGUAUCUGGUGGAAAAGGGAGCAGUGAUCGAGCAUGUGGACCACAGUGGAAUGCGGCCACUGGACAGAGCCAUCGGUUGCCGAAACACCUCUGUAGUGGUCACUCUGCUCAGAAAAGGAGCCAAACUAGGAAAUGCUGCUUGGGCGAUGGCCACAUCCAAACCUGAUAUCUUGAUUAUACUUUUACAGAAAUUGAUGGAGGAAGGAAAUGUGAUGUACAAAAAAGGAAAGAUGAAGGAGGCAGCCCAGAGGUACCAGUAUGCCCUAAGGAAGUUUCCUCGAGAAGGACUUGGAGAAGACAUGAGACCUUUCAAUGAACUAAGAGUCUCCCUCUAUCUCAAUCUGUCUCGGUGCCGAAGGAAAACAAAUGACUUUGGCAUGGCAGAAGAAUUUGCUUCGAAGGCUCUGGAAUUGAAACCCAAGUCGUAUGAAGCCUUUUAUGCCAGGGCAAGAGCAAAGAGGAACAGCAGGCAAUUUGUGGCAGCUCUGGCUGACUUGCAAGAGGCCAUGAAACUCUGUCCCACCAAUCAGGAAAUCAAGAGGCUGCUAGCCCGUGUGGAAGAGGAAUGCAAGCAACUUCAGAGGAACCAGCAGCAAAAACAGCAGGGCCUGCUGCCAGCUCCACCCAAUGACUCAGAUAAUGAAGAGGAUGCACCAACCUCUAGUUUAAACGACCACUUCCCCCUUGAGGCUGCAGAAGAGGAAGAAACCUCAUCACAGGAAGAAUCCAUCUCCCCGACUCCCAGAUCGCCACCACCAUCAUCUGUCCCUUCCCCAUAUAUCCGAAACCUUCAAGAGGGGUUACAGUCCAAAGGCAGGCCAGUAUCACCACAGAGCAGAGCAGGAAUCAGCAAGUCCCUGAGGGAGACUGUGGCUCAGCCAGGGUUGGUUAUGCAGCCUACCAAACAGGCACAGAUUGUGAAGACCAACCAACAUCUGGGUUCUGGACAGUCUAGCAUGAGAAACAGUAGCACAAAAAUGCAAGUCUCUUCUCAGAACCCUCCCCCGAGUCCCAUGCCUGCCAGAAUCCCUGCAGCCCCUGUUGGGAGCAGAAACCAGCAUUUAGAGGGAUCAGGUCCCUUCACUAUAGGAGCUGGUUGUGGCCACUAUGGGGAUCGGCUAGGCCCCAGCCAGAAUGUCCAGCUACACCGCAGUGAGAGUGGUACUGCAUAUCCUCUACCGAGCAAGGUCAAAGCUGCCGAGAGGCUCUUAUCUCAUGCCUCUGCGGCUGUGGACGUAGCCCCUCCAAGCCAGAGUGGACCAGUGAGCUGCAGUGAUAAGCGACACCCAGCUUCCCUCGCCAGCUCAGGCUCUUCUGGUUCUCCAUCUAGCAGCAUAAAAAUGUCAAGUUCAACCAGUAGUUUGACUUCAAGCAGUAGUUUUUCAGAUGGUUUCAAGGCCCAAGGACCAGAGGCUCGAAUUAAAGACAAAGGUACAAACCAAAUGCAGAGUGGCACUGCUGAGCACAGGCCCCGCAAUACCCCAUUCAUGGGCAUCAUGGACAAGACUGCCAGGUUCCAGCAGCAAAGUAAUCCUCCAAGCCGCACCUGGCACUGCCAAGUGGCAGAAGGGCUACUUGCAAACACAGCCACUGCAGCUGGCCUGCAGUCCUCUAACUCUGAGAAGCCCUCUCUCAAGCCAGGAGGAGGAUAUUCCAACCAAGCCAAACCCUGUUCCAUUCCCCCGCUGAGUGCAAGUGUCCACAAUGGGGCACAGGUGAAGGAGCUAGAGGAAAAUAAGUGCCAAAUUCCAGUUCACUGUCAAGACAGCAGGGUAACUAAGAGUGUUCCUCAUCUGUACCAGGAAAGCAUCUCCAAGCAGCCGCCGCAUGUCAGUAGCGAAACCCACAGAAGCCACCUCACUUCAGCGAAACCAAAGCGAUCAUUCAUAGAGUCAAAUGUGUGAGCCUUAAUCAAUGUGUUUGCAGAAUUUGGCUCAUGGUGGUAAAUAACUGUCUUUUUUUUUUUUCCAUCAUAAAAAAUACUUUUUAGCUAUAUUUUCUCCCACUGGGGUGGAUCUAAUACCACUGACAUACUAAAAAUGUAGGAUAAAACUUCUUUAAUAAAUAGCUAGAAGUCACCCAUAAAUAAGAAUGCUAAACAGAAUUGAAAACUACAAUUAGCUUAUACCUAUCAAGUUACAGACAGCCACAAAGACAUUACCCAAUGCUUUUCUCGUAGGAAAUUAUCUGGUUUUCUCCAAGCCUUUGCUAUGUGGCACAAUCCCAGCAUUUACUUGGAGAAAAAAAAAAAAAAUCCAUCAUUAAGCCACGUUUUAAUUCAUGACAUGAUAUCCAGAUGUAUAUUCUAGAAAAAGAUGGAAGAAUUUUUAAGUUACAGCUCCAGUCAGUCAAGUCCUGAGCAAUUUCUAGCUGAAUGUAAUGUGACUAAACAGAGCUGUAUUUUUUUUUUUUUAAGGGAAACAUGAGUAAACCCAAGUAUCAUUCCCUUGAGGAAGUUACUUUAAGGGGAUUAAACACUUAUUUUCACGUGAUGGUUCUUUUACAGAGUAUUUUUAUAGCACCUUUUUUGGAACUAUAUUCAUGCUUCACGGUAUUGUUAUGUGGAAACAAUAUAAGCUAUUUAGAAUUUUGAUUGGUGUCCAGAUCAGAUCGUACUAAGACAAGCAUUCUUGGUGGUGUUUAUAAAUGAGCUCUAACUGGUUCCAAAAGUGCUCUCAACACUUGUUCCUGAAACAAGCCUUCCAAAGUCCUUUAAGGACAGUGUUUAAACUGGAUACUUAUUGUCAGGUUGGUGGUUUUGUUUGUUAUGCAGUCAUUACUUCAUAGUCACAUGUUGUAUAUAUAAAUAGCUAGCCCAGCUUUAUUCAGACUUGUAAAUAUAACUCAAAAGUACUCUAAAGACAAACAGUAAGACCCCAGCCAUCUACCCGCAUGUUCUCUGUAAGCUUUGUCCAUGCUGGUUAUUGCACUGAGUGAUAAGUUACCAUGGCAUGUUAACAGUAUACCAGUAACGGCACUUUAUCUCCUUUCUAUGAACACCUCUGAGGUGCUACUUACGUCCAAGCUGAUGUAUUAUUAUUCAUCUGUAAAGAUAAGGUACAGGAAUGAAUCUUGGUUUAAGGUAAUUUUAUAUGAAAAUGGUGUUAUUGGAGGAUGUUAAAAUGCUGGUUUGAGAGAAGUGGGGGUGUAUUUUAUAUGUUGAGAUGUGAAAUUUAUUUUCUAGAAUUGGGAGAAGGAAGUUCUAUAUUUGCAGAAUGUUUUAAAAAUGAAUAGUUAUGAAGUUCCUAUGAACAUCAAGGUUUUGUAUGAUAAGAACCUUCUGGUGUCAUUCUUCAUUUGUUCCUGUAUGUGCAGUGUGCUUUGUACAAAAAGCUAUACCGUUUUUAUAAGCUCUCCAUGAGUUCUUCUAUAAUUACUAUGGCUUAUUUAUUGUUUUCUUUAAUAUUUGUGGAAGUCUUACUCUUUUGUUAGGUAGUUUUGUUUCUGCACAACUACUGUACUUUUCCAUAUGGAAUAAAACUAUUACUAUAA
Messenger RNA from Nannospalax galili (Upper Galilee mountains blind mole rat), 7493 nucleotides. It is a transcript of the gene Tanc1, whose product is annotated as tetratricopeptide repeat, ankyrin repeat and coiled-coil containing 1. Gene Ontology annotation, cellular component: glutamatergic synapse. Gene Ontology annotation, biological process: regulation of postsynapse organization. Gene Ontology annotation, molecular function: protein binding. The coding region runs from base 326 to 5905 and encodes 1859 amino acids. The transcript is spliced from 27 exons. NCBI's taxonomy places the organism in Eukaryota, Metazoa, Chordata, Mammalia, Rodentia, Spalacidae. The record is from RefSeq and is a predicted model, not a curated record.